Messenger RNA from Morchella sextelata, 321 nucleotides. RefSeq lists its product as uncharacterized. Lineage: Eukaryota; Fungi; Ascomycota; Pezizomycetes; Pezizales; Morchellaceae. The coding region runs from base 1 to 321 and encodes 106 amino acids. The record is from RefSeq and is a predicted model, not a curated record. The transcript is spliced from 6 exons.
AUGCAGAUGAAGCGUUGCCUACCCCACAAAUUUCAGGCAUUUCUCAUCCCCCGUGUUUCAAUCAUUGCUCCGUAUCAGAAAGCAGCAACCAUCGAUGAUGACAAGGGAGGUGCUAAGCGGGGUGGGUGUGCCCAGGGUGGGUAUGUCGGUGAAGGAAAAGAGUUGAUCGCUAUGCGCUGUAUGGUCCUCGUUUUUCGACUGUGCAAUCCAUCACAUGCGGUUGAAAUUGCCAUCUGCGCUAUGCUGAUGCUGCUGCUGCUGCUGCUGCUGCUUGGACUUGUUCGCUACGGUGCCAAUACUUAUGCAAGAGGUGAGGAGUAG